Podarcis muralis (Common wall lizard) is the source of this 629-nucleotide messenger RNA. Lineage: Eukaryota; Metazoa; Chordata; Lepidosauria; Squamata; Lacertidae. The record is from RefSeq and is a predicted model, not a curated record.
AUGGCAGGCAGGCAGGCAGGCGGCCACCUACCUACCUUGGCUCCCCACCCACCCACCCAAGCGAAUCCCGCUUGCGCUUCUGUUAAUGGCCGCGGCCCCGGCUCGGCCGCCUGGGCUGGUGCGCGCGUGUCCGUCCCCUCGGCGCGCUCGCUCCCUCCCUCCGUGUCCCCGGGGGAGGUGGCAGCAUUAUCCCGGCUCAGGGCUUCUCGGGGAUUGGAGUCCCUCUCGGGGGAAGAGAAGCAGCAGCAGGAGGAGGAGACAGAGGAGGAGGAGGAGGAGGAGGAGGAGGAGGCGCGCCGUCCGUGCGCCGAGCCCGAGGGCGUUGCGCGCCUCCCAUCGCCGCACCGGAGGGGAUCCAAAGCGGCCUCGGGCCGGGAAUGGAGACGCGGGGCCGGGCCCGGGGUAACAGGGGAAAAGGUCUCUGGUACUGCUGCUCUGAUAAAAUGCAGGGAGCUGCUAUCAAGUAAAAUCAAGAUGGGAGAUCCUCUCACCCAUUUCCCAUGUCAUGUGGUCCUGAGGAAUACCUGCCAAGGCAACAGGUCCCAGAGAGCUUUUAAUCCCCUUGCUUCAAAGCAGUGGGCAGCGCUAUGUGUAAAAAUCAAACUUUAAUAAACACAAUAUGUAUUUUG